Molecule: messenger RNA, 3136 nt
Organism: Dermacentor silvarum
Lineage: Eukaryota; Metazoa; Arthropoda; Arachnida; Ixodida; Ixodidae
Product: gliomedin-like
Biological process (GO): signal transduction
Source: RefSeq, a predicted model, not a curated record
UUCUCCGGCAGGGCAUCACGUUUCAACUGUUGACGUUCUCCAGCGCCCUCAAAUCAGAACACAGACGGAGGAGCCGGCCCCUUCGGCGCGUUUCAACGCCACGUCUCGGCCCCCUAAGUCAAAGGCGUUCGAGAGGGAAAAGGCGCCAACUCUUGUGCGAAAAAGCUAACGCGCCAACCUCUGCAGGCCUCGAGAAAGAUCGCGAUGACUUCGGAAAGCACGCCUAAUUGACGACUACGCUGAACAUUAAAGCGUUGUGUUGUUCAGCUAAUAACCUUGUAGCCUAGGCAUCUACCUAACCGAGGUAUAGAGACCUUAGUAGAGGCAAGGGAAGCUGCGAGCGCCGCAGUUGUGGAACCGGCGGCAUCGUCAUGAAGUCAGCCGAGACCUCGUCACCGUCGUUCAGGUCGUUCGAGGCGGUCUACGCGUUUCUGGCGGUGCUGUACUUGUUGACCGCGACGAACCUGUACCUGCACUUCAACAGGGACUCGACACUCGUCGUUUGUGAGCGCACGAGCUGCGGCGUUUCCGCGGAGGACUCUUCUGGCGAUGCCCACGUGUCAGGCGCGCAAGGCGAGACCCACGGCGGCCGCGCCAGGCGCAGCAGCAGACCGACGGCGUCCCGCAAACCGGGCCGCGCCGUCGAGGAGCCCGUGUACGCGAGGAUAUCGCCCAAGGCGGCCGCCGUGCCCAACGUGGAGUUCUUCCCGCGAAACGACAUGACCAGCUCCGACGGGAACACCAUGCUCGUCAGCUCUUACGCCAGGAUACCGGUGCCAGUGCUGGAGGAAUUCUGCUUCACCUCGAAAGAGUACUGCGGGCCUGGCGACCCGGGACAUCCGGGGAAGCCUGGCAUUCCGGGCUACCCGGGAGAGAAAGGGGACAUGGGGCUGCGAGGACUGCCAGGAUUACCGGGAAUCCCAGGCCCCGUUGGUCCCGUCGGACCCCCGGGCACGAAGGGAGACAAAGGCUCAAUUGGUGAAACCGGUCCCGCUGGUCUGGACGGAAGGGACGGCCUUCCAGGCCAGCCUGGUCUUGAUGGAAUUCCGGGGCCCCAGGGCCCGGAUGGACGUCCCGGUGUUGAUGGAAGAGACGGCAUAGACGGCAUUCCGGGACGAAAUGGCACCGAUGGAAACGACGGCAAAGAUGGGUUCCCGGGACCCCAAGGGCCGCCUGGAGCCAAAGGAGCUGCAGGCAUCCCAGGGCCGCGGGGCAAAAGGGGACUGCCCGGCCAGCCGGGAACUCCUGGUGUUCCCGGCAUCACCGCGUGGACAGUGAACGGCUCCGGCCAGCUCAAGACGGAAACCCUGCUCAUACCCCCGGCCAUCGUGGACGCGCAAACGGUGCAGACGGUGACCAUCCGUGAAGGCGAGAACGUGCGGCUUCACUGCUCGGCUACUGGCCAGCCGGAACCCGUGGUCACGUGGAGAAGGGAGAACGGCAGACCCAUCUACGGGCAGCGAUUCCACGAAUCGCUCAUCGAAGACCGCCAGCUGAACCUGACACACGUGACUCGGGAGGAAAUGGGUCGCUACUUCUGCACUGCGUUCAACGGCGUGCCGGUGGAAGCUACCAAGGAAGUUGCUCUAGAAGUUACUUUCGCUCCGUUCGUGCGCAUCAAGCAGUGGUCGGUGGCGACGCGUGUGGGUGGCUGGGCGCUGCUCGAGUGCCACAUCGAGUCCUUCCCGGCGGCAGUGAACACCUGGACGCUGCGCUCGGGACGAUUCCUCGAGGACGGGCCAAAGUACCGGGUGCGCGAGCAAGACCGCGGCUACACCACCCUCAUGACGCUCAACAUCACCGACGUGGGGCCGCAGGACUUUGGACUCUACCACUGCGUCAGCAAGAACGCCCUCGGACAGGCCAUCGGAUCUCUCACCGUCUACAGCGAGGACGAAAGGACAGAGGAGUUUGACGAUUCAGAGAGGACAGCCGGGCAAACUCCACCGACUAAGCAGACCAUGGGUGACUGCAAGCGAUGUCCGGAAUGCACCGGCACUCGGCUGAAAACCUGCGGACCAGGCACGUUGACGGACAUUAUCAACGUUCAGAACGUCGACAGUACUGUGAACAGGACUAACUGGAUUGCAAGGAGGCCACGUAAUCAGGAGUGCCUGGUCACGCGUCGCGUGAUCGAGCGCAUCGGCAAGCCCGUGCUGAACCGCAAGCCUGGCGGCCACUUCAGCAACUGGAUGCGCGAGAGCACGCCGUUCGACCCGAACACCUUCUACGUGGCCAACGAGCAGGACGGCCUGUCGCUGCUCGAGUUCCCCUCCAAGGCGGCCUUCCAAUCCGGCACCGGUUACCGCACGCUGCGACUUCCGGCUCCGUUCCACGGCAACGGACAGCUGCUGUACAACGGGUCGCUAUACUACCACCAGAACGACACCAACUACGUGGUCAAAAUGCCCCUGGUGGGCCGAGGCAGCGGGGAUCCGUUCAAAGUGACUGCUCGCCUGAAGCUGGACGAUGCCGUGUUCCGCAAUGGCAGCUACCUGUACGCGGCGCAGAAGAACUACGUGAACAUCUUGGCCGACGAGAAUGGUCUGUGGCUGAGCUAUUCCAGCCGCAGGUCCAACAACACAAUGAUACUCAAGGUACACGAGGAGAGCCUGAGGCCGGAGUACAUCUGGAACCUGACCGUCGACCACCGGCAGGUGGCGCACCUGUUCGUCGUGUGCGGCGUGCUGUACGCGGUGAACAGCCUGAGCGAGCACAGCACCGAGGUCGGCCUCGCUUACGACUUGUACGCCGACGCUCUUCUGACGGACGCGCCCCGGCUCAACUUCAGCAACCCGUUCGGCAACACCACCUUCCUCACGUACAACCCUGGCGACGCAUCCCUUUACACGACCGACAGCGGCAACCAGCUGCUCUACCCGCUGCUCUUCAACGCCACCGAGGGACAGCCCAGGAAUGCGUGACUCGGCGAGACCCGCUAUCUUCCUCACGCCGCCGGUGUGCCGAACGAAGACGCCGUAUUUGUACAUGCAUAGUACGAGAUAUUUUCUCCACUCAAUGGCAACGCAAAACGGGGGCCUUGAACUAAUUUAGAACUAAGCUACCAAUCAGAUGCGAUGUCUUUUCUCUCGUACAUUAUUUUGACCAUUGAACAUUCAAUCUAUGAAAAGAAAAA